This is a messenger RNA of Saccharomyces kudriavzevii IFO 1802, 279 nucleotides long. RefSeq lists its product as uncharacterized. The record is from RefSeq and is a predicted model, not a curated record. The transcript has a single exon. Bases 1 to 279 code for a protein of 92 amino acids. Lineage: Eukaryota; Fungi; Ascomycota; Saccharomycetes; Saccharomycetales; Saccharomycetaceae.
AUGAAAUUUGGCGAUACCUUGCCACGAUGCGCAAGGGACCAACCUGGUGGUGCCCAGCUCAGAGCAAGGCUAGUCGCCCCCAGAUUGGAAGUGGAAAUUGUCUCAAUGGGCUUGGUGAGCCACCAUAAGGUUCAGAGAGAAAUGCUGGCUGGGAGCAACCUUGUCAGCCCGUGGAACUCCGGUAGGCCGAGCCCAUUUUGUUUUUUUCUAGAUGGAUCCAGACAAAAGAAACAACUUGAAAAACAAAGCAGUAUGGACGGACAAAGAAAAUUUUCUUGA